Molecule: messenger RNA, 1560 nt
Organism: Penicillium daleae
Lineage: Eukaryota; Fungi; Ascomycota; Eurotiomycetes; Eurotiales; Aspergillaceae
Exons: 7
Coding region: 1-1560 (519 amino acids)
Biological process (GO): dipeptide transport; transmembrane transport; tripeptide transport
Cellular component (GO): plasma membrane
Molecular function (GO): allantoate transmembrane transporter activity; dipeptide transmembrane transporter activity
Source: RefSeq, a predicted model, not a curated record
AUGGCAGGCACACUCACUAAGAAGGAGGAUGGCCAUUCGAAUGAGAGAAUGGACCAGCAAAGUGUCGACAAUGGAGCUCUUGAGCAACUCCACUCUUCAUCGCCGCAAUUCUCACCUACUGCGGAAAGGAGACUCGUGCGAAAAAUUGACUUCACAAUUCUUCCCCUCAUGCUUGUGGCAUAUAUGAUGGCGUUCUUGGAUAAACAGACGCUGAAUUACGCUGCGCUGAUGGGCCUUCAAGAGGACCUGCACUUAGUCGGGUCUCAGUAUAGUUGGACAUCUGGAAUCUUCUAUUUCGGAUAUUUGUUUUUCUCCCUCGUUACUCAUGGUCAAAUUUCCCUGGGCAAAUACCUGGCUACCAACUUUAUCCUGUGGGCCGUAGUUCUUGCCUGUCAUGCGGCCACCAAGAACUUUGCCACUCUGAUGGUAACCAGGUUCCUGCUCGGAUGUACUGAGGCAAGCCUAUCCCCUGGGUUCACUUUGAUCACCUCCCUCUGGUAUCGCACCUCUGAGCAGCCCCUCCGUGCCGGUAUCUGGUUCUGUGGAAACUCCCUUUCUCUUAUCUUCGGCAACCUCAUUGCAGUCGGUAUUCUGCAGAUUAAAGAUAGCCUUAAGGCAUGGCAGUGGCUUUUCAUCAUUUUCGGGAUCGCCACCUUUGCCUGGGGCACACUCAUGCUUUUCCGACUUCCAGAUUCGCCUACCGACGCUAAAUUCCUCACUGAAGAAGAGAGGUUGAUUGCGAUAGAGCGCAUGAGAGCAAACCAGACCGGAUACAAGAACACGGAAAUUGAUCGUCGCCAAAUCGUGGAAGCUUUCACAGACAUUAAAACUUGGCUCCUUGCAGGCCUGAUACUGGCUUGCAACAUUCCCAAUGGCGGCUUUACCACUGUGAGUAUCCGUCAUGAUAUUCAUACAAUUUCUGGAUCCAGUUCUGACGAUGAAAAGUUCAAUGGAUUGGUACUGAAAGGGUUUGGCUACAACACAUUCCAUACGCUACUCCUUGGCAUUCCUGGAGGUCUGAUAGUAUUUAUAUUCGUGCUGAUUGGUGGCAUUGUCUCGUCGAAAGUACCAAACAGCCGCUGCCUAGUGAUUGUUGGAAUGAUAAUCAUCAGUAUUCUUGGAAGCGGCUUGGUCUAUGCUGGAACCUCUACUGCUGCACGCUACGCUGGCCUCCUUCUCAUGGGUAUUUACUCUGCUACGAUGCCAGUUUCCCUGGCAAUGAUCAGUUCCAAUGUGGGUGGUUUCACGAAGAAAACAACUGUCAGUGCCAUCUAUUUCAUCAUGUAUUGCACUGGAAAUAUUAUUGGUCCGCAGCUCUUUUUCACACGCGAGGCACCAAAAUACCAGAGCGGUUUCCUGGCAAUAAUAAUCUGCCUCGUUAUCUGCGUCGUGGUUGGACUUGCCUUGUUAUUCUAUCUGCGUUGGGAAAAUUCCCGGCGAGACAAAAUGAGUCUGAGUGUCGAGCCUUCCGACCAUCAGGAGAAAGAUGGCGGAAUGACUCAAAUGGAUUUAGUGGACACGACUGAUUUGAAGAAUUUGCGGUUCCGGUAUGUUUAUUAA